AUGUUUUCACUCAUCAAAGGUACUCUCAGUUGAUGUUUUGCCAAAAAAGUCGUCAGAGUUCUUUUGCUAGGCUUAGAUAACUCAGGAAAAACAGUAAGCUCUACACAGACCUUUUUAGAACAAAUAAAGAAGCUUUUUGGGCAGCGAUCCAUGCCAAUUCAUAAAAUCCCUCCUACAGUAGGUUUAAACAGUAAAAUUUAUAUAGUCGCAAAGCUAACUCACAACAAUAUUCAAGUAUUAAUCUGGGAUUUAGGAGGAAAAGAAGGGAUAAGGCAGAUUUGGAACCACUAUUACUCUGAAGCCCAAGCUUUAAUUUUCAUGAUAGACGGAUGUGAUAGAAAUAGAUUCCAAGAACUUAAUGAAGUUUUAAAGCAAACUUUGGCUGAAAGCCAGCUGAAAGGGGUGCCUUUGGCUAUUAUUAUUAAUAAGCAUGACCAGGACUCGUGUGCAAGUAUUGGAUUUAUAAGGGAAAUGUUUGAAACAGAUACUAUAGAAGGAAGGUCAGUUGAGAUUAUGUAUGGGUCAUCGUAUACACAGGAGGGGAUUGAAAAAGUAAUUAAUUGGAUUUUGUCUGUUGCAUAA
Molecule: messenger RNA, 582 nt
Organism: Blepharisma stoltei
Lineage: Eukaryota; Ciliophora; Heterotrichea; Heterotrichida; Blepharismidae
Source: the annotation of a GenBank genome assembly